Molecule: messenger RNA, 3012 nt
Organism: Miscanthus lutarioriparius
Lineage: Eukaryota; Viridiplantae; Streptophyta; Magnoliopsida; Poales; Poaceae
Source: the annotation of a GenBank genome assembly
AUGAUUGGAAUACUGGCACUACUGCUGUUUUAUUGGGCUGGAUACGCCAGUUGUUCAACGGUCCCACAAAACAGCACGGACAUGCUCUCGCUGCUCGAUUUCAGAAAACAAAUCACCAGCGAUCCAAGAGAUUUCUUCAGUUCCUGGAACAGCAGCGUCCACUACUGCAGCUGGAAUGGCAUCAAAUGCAGUAGAACGAACCUGGGGCGCGUCAGGGAGCUCAACCUCACCUUCCAAAGCCUAGGUGGACCAAUCUCUCCAUCUCUUGGGAAUUUAACCUUUCUUAGAAUACUCGACCUGUCCUCAAACAACUUCGUUGGUCAGUUACCCUUUCUUAAUCGCCUCCGUAGGCUUAAGGCAAUUUUUCUGAAAAAUAACCAGUUGCAGGGGUUUGCUCCUGCUGCACUUGUAAACUGCUCCAACUUGCUCUAUUUAGGCCUUACUUCAAACAUGUUAAAUGGACCAAUUCCACCCAGUAUCAGUCUCCUGGUUAACCUUAAGUAUCUGUACCUUGAUACUAAUAAUUUCACCGGAGCCAUCCCAUCGAGCCUGCUCAACAUCUCUAAACUAGAGGAGCUCGUGCUUUCAGAUAAUCAGCUCCAGGGGACCAUACCUGAAGAGCUUGGGCACUUAUCAAAUAUGACUAAAUUGACCCUAGGAGGGAAUAGGCUAUCAGGUAGUAUCCCAACAACAAUUUUGAAUCAAUCUUCUCUUGCAAUUCUGGACGUGAGUGUGAAUUUUCUGCGUAUGGAGUUGCCAUAUAACAUUGGCAAUACCCUUCCGUUCCUCGCCGUGCUUACCUUGCACAAUAACAUGUUCCAUGGUCAAAUCCCAGCCUCACUAGGAGAUGCUUUUCACCUCCAGAUAUUAGAUUUCACAUCUAACAAUUUCACUGGCCAUGUUCCUAGCUCUUUUGGAAAUCUUCCCUACCUAAAGUACCUUAGACUAGAACAAAACAAGCUUGAAGCAAAUGAAAGUAAGGGCUGGGAAUUCAUAGACACAUUGGACAACUGCAAGGGUCUCAAUUUGCUCUCAUUGUAUGACAAUCAGCUACAAGGAGCCAUACCAAAUUCAAUUGGAAAGUUGUCCACCAAUCUUCAGUACCUAGGAUUAGGCAAAAACAACUUGUCAGGGACGGUUCCAGAGAGCAUUGGGAACCUUAUUGGCUUAAAUGAACUUAUUUUAGAUCAAAACAAUCUGGCCGGUGCGAUUGGAUCGUGGAUUGGAAAUUUGAGUAAUUUGGUAAUAUUAAAUCUCACAGAAAAUAACUUCAGUGGGCCGAUUCCAUCCUCCAUUGGCAGCUUUACUCAGUUAACCGGGAUAUACCUGCAAAGCAACAAAUUUGAAGGUCCUAUACCUGCCAGUUUGGGGAAACUUCAAUAUUUACUAGAAUUAAAUGUAAGUUAUAACAAUCUGGAAGGCCCUAUUGCUAAAGAGCUCUUUAGUCCUAAAUCCUCAUUGACCAAAUGUGUAUUAUCCUCUAAUAAUUUAGAAGGCGCAGUGCCUCCAGAGGUUAGCAAUCUUCAAAACCUCAAUGAACUAGAUCUGUCAUGGAACAAACUUGUGGGGGAAAUCCCAGCUGCUCUGGGCAAAUGUCGUCAGUUGCAGAUACUACAAAUGGACAACAAUAAUCUCUCAGGAAACAUUUCAUCUCUGGGUAGUUUAACAAGCUUGAACAUACUCAAUCUUUCACACAAUAAUUUGUCAGGCUUCAUCCCUGUAGAAUUGGGUAAUAUGUCCUCUCUUACCCUGCUGGAUCUAUCUUAUAAUGAUCUACAAGGUGAAGUACCAAGGGAUGGAGUAUUUCAAAAUGCUUCAGCCGUCUCGCUUGUUGGCAACAGGGGACUGUGUGGAGGUGUGUGGGAUCUACACAUGCCUCCCUGUCAUAUUGACUCAAGGGGAAAAACAGCACAAUACUACCUCAUUAGAGUGUUGAUUCCAAUAUUUGGCUUCAUGUCACUCUUAAUGUUGGUCUAUUUUGUUCUCACCGAGAAAAGGACUGCACAACAACCAUCAUUAACUUCUCUUGGUGAUCAAUUCCCAAUAAUUUCUUACGUUGAUUUAGUUCGCGCUACGCAGAACUUCUCUGAAUCAAACCUGAUAGGGAGAGGGGGUUGUGGUUCUGUAUAUAGAGGCAAUUUGAUGAAAAACAGCCUGGAAGUUGCCAUUAAAGUUCUUGACAUUGACAUUCGUGGUGCUAAGAGAAGUUUCUUAUCAGAAUGUGAAGCUUUGAGAAACAUCCGACACCGAAAUCUAGUUUCCAUCAUAACAGCGUGCUCUACGGUUGAUAUGAAUGGCAAUGUUUUCAAAGCUCUGAUAUAUGAAUUGAUGCCAAACGGAAAUUUGGACUCGUGGUUGCAUCCGGAAGGGAAUGGGAGAGCCAGAAAACCAUUGAGCUUACAUCAAAGAACUUGCUUAGCUGUCAAUAUAGCUGACGUACUCGCUUAUCUGCACCACGAAUGUGGACAAACAAUUAUCCAUUGUGAUGUGAAGCCCAGUAACAUACUCCUAGACGAUGACAUGAAUGCUCGUUUGGGAGACUUUGGCAUUGCAAAAUUCUAUCUAGAUUCUAGAUCGUUGUCUACUGAAAAUUCAAAUGCUAUAAGUUCGAUUGAUGUGAAUGGUACUAUCGGCUACAUACCACCAGAGUACGCUCGAGGCGGCCAUGCAUCGACUUAUGGGGACGUUUACAGUUUUGGAAUUGUACUUCUAGAGAUGUUGAUAGGCAAAAGGCCAACACAUCAAAUGUUUGUGAAUGAGCUGAACAUUGUCACAUUCGUGGAGAGAAGCUUCCCUGAUAAAAUACUAGAUAUGAUUGAUGGCCCCCUACAAGAAGACGUCAAGACUACACGAAUAAAUAUGGUAACAGACAACGGGGCAUACCAAUGCUUGUUUUCUCUACUACAAGUGGCACUUUCUUGCACACGACAAUUUCCUGGUGAACGAAUGACCAUGAUGGAAGCAUCUAGCAGAAUUCGUGCAAUCAAGACCGCAUAUGCCGGAGGAAAAUAA